UUGUUUUUGUGUCUAGGGAACAUGUAUGUACCCCAUUAAAUAUCUCCACUCUUCUCUCGUACGUCUUAUACAUCUCUAUAUUGCUUCAGACAAGAAGAAGAAGAGUUAUCAGCUAACGUCAUGAGUAUUCUACAUCUUCUUGCUCUCUCCCUGCUCGUAUCUGUCUCAGGAGCAAAGUUCUCAGGCAGACCAGGUGUCAACUACGGCCAGCUAGGAGACAACCUCCCAUCUCCUUCCGACUCAGUCAAACUCAUCCAAUCCCUAAACGCGAAACGCGUCAAGCUCUACGACGCUAACCCAACCAUCCUCGCCGCAUUAAACGCCACCGACAUCACCGUCUCCGUCAUGGUCCCGAACGAGCUCAUCGUCAACAUCUCCAAAUCCGCACCCCUCUCCGACGAGUGGAUCAAAUCCAACAUCCUCCCGUUUCAUCCCUCCACCAAGAUCCGCUACCUCCUCGUCGGCAACGAGAUCCUCUCCUCCACGGACUCCGAGCUCAAAUCCUCUCUCGUUCCGGCAAUGCGGAGGAUCCAACGUUCACUGAAGAAACUCUCCGUCAAGAAAGUCAAAGUAGGGACCACACUCGCCGUCGACGUUCUCAAGACUUCGUUUCCUCCUUCCAGCGGCGAGUUCCGUUCUGAUAUUUCCGGUUCAGUUAUGAAACCGAUGCUCCAGUUCUUAAACCGGACCAAAUCUUUCCUCUUCGUCGAUGUGUACCCGUAUUUCCCCUGGGCCCAAGAUCCGGCCCAUGUAGAUCUCGGUUACGCUCUUUUCGAAUCUACCAACGUCACCGUAACGGAUCCCGCCACGAAUCUCACCUACCACAACCUCUUCGACCAGAUGAUCGACGCUUUCGUCUUCGCCACGUCACGCCUCGGGUAUCCGGAUCUUCGGAUCUGGGUCGCGGAAACGGGCUGGCCCAACAGCGGAGACUACGACCAAAUCGGAGCAAACAUCCACAACGCCGCGACUUACAACCGCAACGUCGUGAAAAAACUCUCCGCCGAACCUCCGGUAGGAACUCCGGCGCGGCCAGGGAAGGUUCUCCCGUCGUUCAUCUUCGCCUUGUUCAACGAGAAUCAGAAGACGGGUCGGGGUACGGAGCGGCAUUUCGGACUUUUGCAUCCGAACGGGUCUCGGGUCUACGAGAUCGAGUUGUCCGGGGAGACGACGGAGUACAAGGAGAAGUUGCCGGCGCCGGAGAACAAUGAGGCUUACACAGGGAAGAUAUGGUGCGUGGUGGCUAAAGGAGCGAAUUGGACUCGGCUCGGUGAAGCUCUAUCGUACGCUUGCUCGCAGGGGAAUAAUACUUGUGAACCGAUUAAAUCCGGAGGCCCGUGUCAUAAACCGGAUUUGACCGUGUUGCAUGCUAGCUACGCCUUUAGCUCUUAUUGGGCUAGCUUUCGUAAGACCGGUGGGACUUGCUCGUUUAAUGGCCUCGCCACUCAGACCAUCAGAGAUCCGAGCUUUGGACGUUGCGAAUUUCCAAGUGUGACAUUGUGACGACUUACGAGUUACGACAGUGUCGAGAACAGAGAAGACAUAGUAUAUCCACUAGGAGGAAAGACCGCACGACGUUACGGCUUGAUUACUAGAAACAGCACGUGAUUACGGUCGGGUGUUUUUAAUGUGUUGUUUAUUUAAUUUGUUCCCCUGCGAAUAAUAAAAACUCAUGAGUUUAGUAGUAAUAAAUUCGUUUCUUCUGGUAA
Molecule: messenger RNA, 1709 nt
Organism: Raphanus sativus (radish)
Lineage: Eukaryota; Viridiplantae; Streptophyta; Magnoliopsida; Brassicales; Brassicaceae
Product: probable glucan endo-1,3-beta-glucosidase A6
Exons: 3
Coding region: 121-1503 (460 amino acids)
Biological process (GO): carbohydrate metabolic process
Cellular component (GO): plasma membrane
Molecular function (GO): hydrolase activity, hydrolyzing O-glycosyl compounds
Source: RefSeq, a predicted model, not a curated record